CGAUCCGAACAAAAAGGAUUAAAUUAUUCAGCGAAGAAAAGGUCCCAAGCCGAGCCCCACUCGGAGAGUGCUGUAGAAUCCUAGAAAGAAGAAUCCGAGAAGAGAGCAUAUACCACGCUCCAUCGCAUUCCAUUCCCUAUUAAUACCAUUUUCGACCGUUGUUCUCUUCAAUUGAGCGUGGCCUGCUGCUUUGUUCUCAGUGUCGGUUUCUAACUUUCUCGAUCUGUCUCUCUCUCUCUCUCUCUUUGAUCGACGGAAGAAGAAUGAUGAAGAUAAGAGCAGGGGAAGGAGGAGGAGAAGGAGGGGAGGCAGACGGUGUGGUUGUGAUGGAUGAGAGCGCGGUGGAAGAGAAGAGAGGAGAAGGGAACAAGGGAGAGGAAGUGGCGGAGGUGGAGGGGCAUCCAUACGAUUUCCACGUCUCGGGUCCUCGUAACCUGGCCUCCCCCAACUGGAGAGAUCUCAUCCGUUCUAGCUGGAGGGAUCCAAAUUACAAGAGGAUGGUAAUAGCUUGUUUCAUACAGGCAGUAUACUUGCUGGAACUCGACAGACAAGAUAAAAGGACUGAGGAGAAUGGUCUCGCUCCCAAGUGGUGGAAACCCUUCAAAUACAAGCUGGUACAGACUCUACUAGAUGAAAGGGAUGGCUCCAUCUAUGGCGCAAUACUAGAAUGGGACCGCAGUGCUGCUCUAUCCGAUUUCAUACUGCUCAGACCGAGCGGUGCCCCCAGGGCUGUACUUGUCCUCAGGGGAACAAUACUGAAGAGCUCGACAAUUAGGAGAGAUUUAGAGGAUGAUCUCCGCUACCUUGCUUUGGAAAGCUUAAAGGGCUCUGUUAGAUUUGGCGGAGCAUUACAAGCACUGAAGUUGGUGGUCGACAGGUUUGGCAGCAGCAAUGUGUGCAUAGGUGGGCAUUCCUUGGGUGCUGGCUUUGCUCUGCAAGUGGGCAAAGCAUUGGCAAAGCAAGGGGUGUUUGUCGAAUGCCAUCUGUUUAACCCUCCCUCAGUUUCGCUUGCCAUGAGUCUAAGGAUUAUUGGGGAGAAAGCUGGUUCUGUCUGGAAGAGAAUCAGAGCUGUAAUGCCCCUGAGUGGUGAGCCUGUGCUUGACAGGGAGGAGGCUAAGGAUUCUAAACCUGGACUGAAGAGACUCUGUACAAAGAAAUGGGUGCCACACUUGUAUGUGAACAAUAGUGACUACAUUUGCUGUCAUUAUACCGAUCGUGCCGGGGUUGCUGCAGAUGUUACUACAGAUGAGCCGGAGAUGAAGGACGACGUCGGAGAUGAUGCGGCGGCGAAGCUGUUUGUGAUGUCUAAGGGCCCUCAGAAGUUUCUUGAAGCUCAUGGGUUGCAGCAAUGGUGGUCAGAUGACAUGGAACUCCAAGUGGCUGCCCAUCAAAGCAAACUUAUUAACAGGCAGCUGAGAUCACUAUACACAAUCCCACCACCGCCAACUCCAGUGAAGUCCUAAUAAAAACCUUUGUAAUAUUUUUUUCCUUUUGGUCCCUACUCAUCUCAAUUCUUCCUUCACAUUCUUUGAUCUGCAUGUCUUCUUGAGCAUGAGUCAAGAUUAUUGACUUUUCUUUGCAAUGCCCUGCACAAGCAGGGUUGUUCACUAUGUAUUGUAUCUGGUUCAAGAAGGGUAUAUUACUUCUUAAAAUGUUGUUUCACAAUGGGAACUGAACUUAAGUUUUUCUUUCAGAUAUAUAUGGCAUUACCAUGUGCCAAGUAGUUCAUGAG
This is a messenger RNA of Elaeis guineensis (African oil palm), 1732 nucleotides long. Its product is annotated as GDSL esterase/lipase At4g10955. NCBI's taxonomy places the organism in Eukaryota, Viridiplantae, Streptophyta, Magnoliopsida, Arecales, Arecaceae. The record is from RefSeq and is a predicted model, not a curated record.